AUGACCCUCUUCUUGCCAUGGUUGAUCGCUGCUCUUGCCGCACGUGUAGGUGUUGCGGCACAGCAGGAGACGUGCCAUGAGAGUGAUUCUGAUUGUGUGGGCGCUGCGUCGCGGAGCUUACUACAGCGAAAGCAGAUGGCUGCUGAACAGGCCACGACAGUCGCGGAAGUAGAUCUUGCGACUGCCUUCAGCAAGCUCACCGACGUCGCGAGCCAGCUGAAGGGCGAGGUCGAGCAGCUGAAAGAAGGCCUCGAGGUGGAACAUGCAGAAGUCUUGACCUUGCGCCACAUGCUGUCGGAGUCCAAUGAACAGAAAGUGGACUCAGGCAAGCAUGUCCACGUGCAUGCUGAGACAGAUGAGAAAGAUCAAAGCUUCGAACUCUGCCGAGCCGGUGGAAACACCCUGGGGCAGGUGGAAGUUCAAGACAACCAGAGCCUCUACGAGGGCACGUCCUGCGGUAGCUCAGAGGUCCUCCUCUUCUCGCCGAAGGAUUCUUCUCCGUACUUUGAGACACAGUGCUGCCCUAUCUCAAAGGAACACUGCGCCGGGUGCGCCAAACAGAACUCGGCGAAGACAUCCUGCAGCACGUGCCGCGGUGGCUUCACCCGGACGAGUGCUGGUAACUGCCUUGCCUGCGUGGACCUGCCGUGGGAGAACAAGGCAGGACAGAAUUGUGUCAAGGCAAGCUGUUCUGACGAGAAGUUCAACGGCUUCUCUUCGAACGAGGCUUGCUGCAAAUGUGGAGCGGGGCAGAAGGCCGCCACCAGCUUCGCCUACUACGUCGGCCCGCUGGCCCUGGGCUCCAGCUCUGUGGUGGGGCAUCCGGUUCCCCGCACCGCCAGCCACUACUCGGUGGACAAGGACUGUGAGCUGGCGAAGUAUGGGCUGAUGAUCAACCCUUCCACCGGCGCGCUUGGUCUGAUUUCGGGAUGCAGCACGGUGGGCUGCGGCGCCCAGAAGUCGAUUGAAGUGAGAUGCACGGUGACAGCGGAGCAGGAGGACGGGCUCACCGCGAGCGCGCCCUUGGAAGUCUUGGCCGGUGGUAUCGGCUACGGCUCAGUGCCCGUGGUCCUCCGUGGCACUACCAAGAGCUCAGCGCCGGUAGUGACCUCAACCGGGAGCUCCGGGAGUUACAAGAUCUCGUGCGCACCUUCUGCAAGUAGCUGGCUGAACAUCGACUCGUCUGGCAAACUCGCGCUGAAGUCUGGGCAGUCCACGGGCGCCGGCGGCGUGACCGGCUCGGACGGCAAGAUGGGCGAAGGCGGCGUUUGCUCCGUACAGAAGGGCACGGCCAAGGGCUCGGUCGUGGUGGUCGCACCAACGACGUGGUCGUCCCUGAGCUACAGCUACGGCAGCAGGCUCCUCUACGUCACGGUCGGGGAGAAGUCCCCGAUCCUCUCGCCCACCAAACGAACAGGCGUGAAGCCCACGCGCUUCUCCGCCGACUGCAAGGGCUCCGCGUUCACCUUCGACGUGCUCAGCGGCAUCGCCACCUGGGAAGGACACCAGAUCUUCUCCCUGAACACGGCCACGGGGGAUCUCCAGCUCAGCCCGGAGGAGCCUUGUGGAACCUGGCCCAGAGUCCUUGACAAAGACGUUGGACUCGAAAUCUGUGGCCUUGGCUGCAAGAAGGUGACCACAGGACACGUCGACCUCUUCGCGUCGAUCGAUUUCGACGGCUUGCACCAUCUUCGGCCACUACGAGUGGGCUCCGACGGGCCAUGGCCCCAUUUUGACCCACCGGCUGAACAUGGAGUUCCGGGACCAUACUUGCUGGGCCUAUCGCAGCCUCAACUUCGCCAGACGCGCGACCAAGGUGGCGUGUGCACAGACUCAUCCAACUUCGCCUGCAAGUACAAGAAUAUCGGUGUCCUGGAGCGCUACCCGGGCUGCGGCGAGCGGAAUGGCUGCAUGCACCUCGAGUUGAAGGGGCACCACUACCUCUCCGGCAGGUACUGCCCUGGCGGUGCCCCCUGGCCCCGUUGA
This is a messenger RNA of Symbiodinium natans, 1986 nucleotides long. The record is from the annotation of a GenBank genome assembly. NCBI's taxonomy places the organism in Eukaryota, Dinophyceae, Suessiales, Symbiodiniaceae.